This is a messenger RNA of Thlaspi arvense, 2993 nucleotides long. NCBI's taxonomy places the organism in Eukaryota, Viridiplantae, Streptophyta, Magnoliopsida, Brassicales, Brassicaceae. The record is from the annotation of a GenBank genome assembly.
UUUGUAUAAAACUAUUGAAAGAAUACUUGUUGUAGAAUAGUAUAAUUUUUUUAUAGAAAAGAGUUCGUGAUAUUCUCCCUUUUAUUUUUACUUUAAUGAGGUUCCGGAGAACAUUUACCUUCCUUAAAAUAUUCAUUUAUUGGUAAACAAAAAAUUGAAGAUUCGGGAAAAAAGAGAAGACAAAAGAAUCCUUUCGUCUUCUAUUUUUCUUUCUUCAAGUCGAUUCUCUGUUUCCAUCUUGUUUCUAAUCACCAACCUCUCUCGCACAGUAACUGAGCUCAAGAACAGAUAGUCGUUGAACUUGGUCGUCUCUCGGGUAAACAGAAAACAUGCAAAAGGAGAAGGCUUUUGAUGCUCCAUCAACACCUACCACUCGUGUUCGGCAUCGGAAGCGAAACAGUGAUCUAGUUUCAGGGUCAGGCAAAGCAAAUGGAAGAAGCCAUUUACUUGUAAACGACAGUAGCAAAUACAAAUCGUUUCUCAUUAGAGCAUACUCCACUUUCUGGAUGAUUGGUGGUUUUGCUCUUAUAGUGUACCUUGGUCAUCUCUACAUCACAGCCAUGGUUGUUGUGAUCCAGAUAUUCAUGGCACGUGAACUUUUCAAUCUCCUAAGAAAAACUCAUGAAGAUAAACAGCUCCCUGGUUUUAGAUUACUGAAUUGGCAUUUCUUUUUCACAGCAAUGCUCUUUGUAUAUGGUCGAAUACUUAGUCAGCGGCUAGUCAACACUGUGACUCCAGACAAAGUCCUGUAUCGACUGGUCACUAACCUCAUCAAGUACCACAUGGCAAUCUGUUACUCCUUGUAUAUUUCGGGCUUUGUGUGGUUUAUUCUGACGUUGAAAAAGAAGAUGUACAAAUAUCAGUUUAGCCAAUACGCAUGGACGCAUAUGAUCUUAAUUGUUGUGUUUACUCAAUCCUCAUUCACUGUGGCCAACAUCUUCGAAGGAAUCUUCUGGUUUCUUCUUCCUGCAUCACUUAUUGUCAUCAAUGACAUAUUUGCGUAUAUCUGUGGUUUCUUCUUUGGAAGAACACCGUUGAUCAAGUUAUCACCAAAGAAAACGUGGGAAGGUUUCAUUGGAGCAUCUAUUACCACAAUGUUUUCCGCAUUCCUGCUUGCAAAUAUAAUGGGUCGUUUCUUGUGGCUAACAUGUCCCAGAGAGGAUCUAUCGACGGGCUGGCUUCACUGUGAUCCGGGUCCAUUGUACAAGCAAGAGACACAUGUUUUACCUGGAUGGAUCUCUGUUUGGUUCCCUUGGAAAGAGAUUUCUAUUCUACCAGUUCAGUGGCAUGCGCUGUGUCUUGGAUUGUUCGCAUCUAUAAUAGCUCCUUUUGGUGGCUUCUUUGCCAGUGGUUUCAAAAGAGCUUUCAAAGUCAAGGACUUUGGUGAUAGUAUUCCAGGGCAUGGCGGAAUCACAGAUAGAAUGGAUUGUCAGAUGGUGAUGGCUGUUUUUGCAUAUAUAUAUCAUCAAUCGUUUGUUGUAACACAAGGCCUCUCUGUAGAUAAGCUCUUAGACCAGAUAAUCACAAGCCUAACAUUGGAGGAACAACACGCUCUAUUAAUGAAGCUUGGCCAAGUGUUGCAGGAAAAGGCUAUUGGAUCUUAGAUCAUCACAACCCUUCAUUGUACUUACCAUAUUAUAUAUAUAUAUAUAUAUAUAUAUAUACUCUGGACUUGAUACAAAGAAAGUCAGAAAAUCAUUGGAUACAAAAGAAAAAGAAAGCAAUAGAUUUAUAUGUUAGUUGUGUUUCCCGUUUUGAACUUCACUUUGGGUUUAGCCUCUGUAUCGUAAAAGUGAUACGCCUUUGUGAAAGAAAAAGUUCGACGGUUUUGUUUUUUUCGAAUUUUCUCAAACAUAAUAAAUUAGUGUUUAGGGACUAAUAAAGUGUUCAGGAAAAGAAAAAGAUUAUUGUGCAGGAAGAAGAAUAGAGACAAAUUACGAUGACGCACUAAAACACAAGAGCGUUUAAGCAAAUUAAAAAUCAUUUCUUCAUAAGAUCAUCAUCCCCAAUAACUAAUACAAUAAAAAAAAAAGAGAAAAAACAAAAAUCUAGACUCUGUAUCUAGAGAGUUUUCACUUCCAAAAAAUAAAAUUAAAAAAACCGACAUCGAAACUUCUGACAAACCGAUGAACAAAAAACUAUAUUUAUGAUCUUCCUUCUGGGAUUUUUUUUCUUUUCCACAAACAUUUUUCUUCUUUCUCAUUGUGCUUUUGGCUUCUCGAUCUUGACAUAAGGAAGAACUCCCAGAAAGUAUUUUACCUUUGGAUUCCAUCCACGUUGCUGAGCUCGACAGAACAUCAAGAACGUGUUCGCACAGUACGAGUUGAAACUCAUGAAAACAUGCCACAGAGCAUGUCCCUGAGGAUUCACAGGCCACUGAGAUAUCGUCUUGCAGAAAACACGGUCACAGAACCAGCACACGCUUCCCACUAGGAUCGUAGCAACGUACCAUUUCGCGAUCCUUUUAGCUGCCGUGUCCUCUGUGUGAAUGUAGUACUUGUACAUCCGAGGGAUGCAUAGAAGGCAAAGAAUCACGUAGUGGACCUUGAAACCGAUGCCGAACCUGAGGAAAGCGUGGACUACAGCAAAAGCAGCACCGUAGAGGAAGAGAAAAGUGGGCAUUGUACUUCUGUAAUGCCAAUCUGGUGAGUAAAGGAUGUACAUGUAAAGAAGUAUCUCCCACACCAUCGGUGUCUCAUCACUCUGUUGUUGCCUGCUCCAAAGUGGCAUGGUAGAGCAUGCUGCCGAUGGCAAGUAUCAUAUUCGAUAUGUGAAGAAUGCUAAACCUCUUCUCGAACCGUUGCCUUAGUGCAUUGACAAGACCAAUGAGAGCCAAAAGGAUUCCAGGGACAUUGGAUAUGGUGUUAUAGAACUCUGCAAUGUAAGAUGAGUAGGCGUAGUUCUUCUCACAGCACUCUAUCGUAGAAGUCACUGGACCCCAAAAGCUCGAUAUUCCAUCUGCCAUUUCUAAUCCCCUCACAGUGUUCAGCCUC